Messenger RNA from Abrus precatorius (Indian licorice), 459 nucleotides. RefSeq lists its product as uncharacterized. The record is from RefSeq and is a predicted model, not a curated record. The transcript has 2 exons. Bases 1 to 459 code for a protein of 152 amino acids. NCBI's taxonomy places the organism in Eukaryota, Viridiplantae, Streptophyta, Magnoliopsida, Fabales, Fabaceae.
AUGAAGUAUAAGUUGGAGAGACUUGCGGAUUUAUAUGUGAGGGAGAUAAUCAGGCUCCAUAAAGUGUUAACUAGUGUGGUGUCUGAUAGAUACCUGAGGAGAGCUCUGAAAUCUUGGAAGCUAUCUUCUAAGUUCAUUAGGCCAUUCAAGGUGCUGAGUAGAAUUGGUCCUGCCACGUAUCGAAUAGCGUUACCUUCGAAUCUCUCAAAUCUACAUAUGGUGUUUCAUGUGUCACAGCUCAGGCAGUAUGUGCUAGAUCCUUCUCACGUGAUCGAUCUUAACCCGGUUCAAGUGAGAGAGAACUUGUCCUACGAUGUGUACAUAGUGAGGAUUGUUAACCACCGUGUUAAGAAAUUGAGGGGCAAGGAAAUCUCAUUGGUGAAGGUGAUUUGGAGCUCAAGUGACGAAGGAGAUGCCACAUGGGAAACAAAGAGUAGGAUGAGAGAGAUGUAUUUAUAG